This is a messenger RNA of Globicephala melas (long-finned pilot whale), 5446 nucleotides long. RefSeq names its product transmembrane protein 64 (gene TMEM64). Gene Ontology annotation, cellular component: endoplasmic reticulum. The record is from RefSeq and is a predicted model, not a curated record. Lineage: Eukaryota; Metazoa; Chordata; Mammalia; Artiodactyla; Delphinidae. Gene Ontology annotation, biological process: positive regulation of bone resorption; regulation of cytosolic calcium ion concentration; positive regulation of osteoclast differentiation.
GGCCCCGCCCCGCGCGCCUAAGGCCCCGCCCCCUCUGGCCGAAACUGGGAGGGCACUGCUUGUGUGGGGUCCGGAGUUUUCUAACUCAGCGGCAUCAUCCCACCGUCUCCGAGUCCUUGCCUUUUUCUGAGGCCCUCUACUGCCACCUGAGCGAACGCGGGGAGUCAAGGCCAGGCGUGCGGGGCGUCAUGAACGGCCGCCGCCUGAUGGGCGCGGCGGCGGCGGCGGCGGCGUCGGAGGGACUGGUCGGCUGAGGGCCUGUUUGGGGCCGAGGCAUGUGGAGCCCCAGCGGGAGCUUGCUUCAGACUCUGCCACGACUUCUGCAGCACGACACCCUUCCGGGCCACGCAGAACUGCCGCCCCGCUGGGCCCUGCCGCGGGCGGCGGGCGGGGACGACUCGGCGGACCGCCUUCCCCGCGGGGGCGGGGCGAGCGCGGCGGAGGCGGCGGCGGCAGCGGCCUCCGGAGCCUUGCUCGGAGCUUAUCUGGGGCACCACGGUCAGCCUGCGGCCUCUGAGCUGCCGGCGCCGGGCGCGGCCUUGGCGGCCAGCCCCGGGAGCGGCGGCGGCGGCGGCGGCGUGGUGGUCGGCGUGGCCGAGGUGAGAAACUGGCGCUGCUGCUGCCUCGGCAGCACCUGUUGGUGCCGGAGCCUGGUGCUGGUCUGCGUGUUGGCCGCGGUGUGCUUCGCUUCCCUGGCCCUGGUCCGCCGCUACCUGCAGCACCUCCUGCUCUGGGUGGAGAGCCUUGACUCGCUGCUGGGGGUCCUGCUCUUCGUGGUGGGUUUCAUCGUGGUCUCGUUCCCCUGCGGCUGGGGGUACAUCGUGCUCAACGUGGCCGCCGGCUACCUGUACGGCUUCGUGCUGGGCAUGGGACUAAUGGUGGUGGGCGUCCUCAUCGGCACCUUUAUCGCCCAUGUGGUCUGCAAGCGGCUGCUCACCGCCUGGGUGACCGCCAGGAUCCAAAGCAGCGAGAAGCUGAGCGCCGUUAUUCGCGUCGUGGAGGGAGGAAGUGGCCUGAAAGUGGUGGCACUGGCCAGACUGACCCCCAUACCUUUUGGGCUUCAGAAUGCAGUGUUCUCGAUUACUGAUCUCUCCUUACCCAACUAUCUGAUGGCAUCUUCGGUUGGACUGCUUCCUACCCAGCUCCUGAAUUCUUAUUUGGGUACCACCCUGAGGACCAUGGAAGAUGUCAUUGCAGAACAAAGUGUUAGUGGAUAUUUUGUUUUUUGUUUACAGAUUAUUAUAAGUAUAGGCCUCAUGUUUUAUGUAGUUCAUCGAGCUCAAGUGGAAUUGAAUGCAGCUAUUGUAGCUUGCGAAAUGGAACUGAAAACCUCUCUGGUUAAAGGCAAUCAACCAAAUAUCAGUGGCUCUUCAUUCUACAACAAGAGGACCCUAACAUUUUCUGGAGGUGGAAUCAAUAUUGUAUGAUUCUAAUGAAAUGUAUGAUUGUCAGAGCCUAGUGUGUGGUCCAAGGUCUAGCAGUCCCCUCGCUAGUGGGCAGAUGCAAGUUCUAAUUGUAUUACAGCACAAAAAAACAAAACAAAACAGAAACUGACUAGUUUUUAAAUUGCACAUUUUUUAAAAAGCAAGAAUAAUUUUCUGGAUAAGUAAGUGUAAAUGUAGAUGCAAUUUUGGCUGCAACUCUUUAUCAUUUAUUAUACCCAUAAUGGCCUAUAGGUCUGCACUUUAGUUUUUCUUCAUCGUUUUCUUUAUGGGUACUUAUGAAUAGAGAAAUAAUCCAAAUAUUUUUUUGCUUAGUGUCUUUAUUUAUAAAGUCUAUGAAUAGUUGUAAGCAUCUUUCCUACUUAUAAAGAUGAGUAAAAGUAUGCAAUUUUAAAUGUAUAAUAUUAUUGGACAUUCUUUGCUUUGGUAGUCUUUCCAGAAAGGAUAAAUGGUGUGUGUGUUUUUUUUUUUUUUUCUAAUUGUUUUAGGUGGGACCACUUUGCUUUCCUUUUCCUUGCUAGUUAGAAAAUAGACGUGAACUUUUGUUUGAAUGUAUUUUUGUAAGGAUCAAUUAUACCGAUACACACAAGCUUAAAUCCUACAUUGUGGGACUGAAGUGCUCUUAAGAUACCUUUUUUAGUUUCACUGUGUAAUAUGCAAAGCAAAAGGGAAAUUAUUUAAAUGGGUGGUGGCUCAAAUUAGAACUUGAGUUCUAAUUUCAUUACAUUGGUUUUACCCUCCUUAGGUCUUCCAUCAAAGGGCUGUCCUAUUGCAGUCUUACUAAAACAUUUUAUUAAAAUAAACUUCUUUUUCUUUUUAUAUUCAUAAUUAGGCUUUGAAAUAAAGAUGUUAUUCCUUUAAAGUGGUGGGCUUACCAUCAUUAAAGAUGUCACUCAGGUGGCCUUGUUUGAUCAAAACGCCUUUCUAAAACACUAAGCUUUAAAAUCAUGUUUAUAAUUCCAUUGAAGUACAUAUAUAUUUUUCCCAUAGUCUUCAUCUUUAAAACUAUAAGUAAUGUUAACUUAAUGCCCAGAUUUGUAUUAUUUGCCAUACUGUAGAGUAGGCUUAUUUUGUUUGGUUUCUGGUACUUAUUUUUCUCUAAGACUCAGGAAUUCUGAAAUGUGAAAUUAAGUCUCGCAAUUCUUUCUCCUGUAGAAUGAAUUGAGUGUAUUUAUUAAUAGCACUUAUGUGUAUAGAAUAUAAUGAUUUGGCAAUAUGAUUCAUAUGACAUAUUAUUCAUUUAUCACCUUAUAUGUUUUAAAUAGCUUAAUUGUGAACUUAAUGAUUCAUUUUUUUUACAAUGGAGAUUAUAGAUAUGAAUGCAAAUUUUCUAAUAGGUAUCUCUUUUUUAGCUAUGAAGAUGUCACCUUAUCAGAGACCUCCCAUAUGCCUUUUCAUUAGGGUAAAAUCUUUGCCCUGAUUUACUAAAGUGCAAAAGAAUUAUUUGUAAGCAUAUUAUUUUAGUUUUAUGCUAAAGAUGCAUUUGACCACUUUAAUGUGUAAAUUUUUUGCCCUGUUGCAGGUAUAAUUGUUUUCCUGUCCUUCAUAAUGCCUAAGUUUGCUCACCUUUGAGUAACAGUGAAGUUCAUAUGUACAUACCAAGAAGAACUCAGUGCAAAUUAUCUUAUAGGCACCUGGGUCUAGUCUAUAGCAUUCAAUUGGCCUACAAAUCCUUCCUUCUUUUAUUGGUAGAAAAAAUAUAUAGUAUUGGAAUAUUAUUAUUCUUUUUUGAAUCCUAAUUACUUGUUUGGUUAUCUUUAAAAAUUAUUUAGUUUAAUUAUCCCAAUAAACAAUAUGUUUGAUUUAUUCUUUUCUGUCUAACUUGACAGUAUUUCUCUUGUGCUUCUUGUUUGUGUUUAGUUUUUGGUAAAGAAAUCAAUAAUUUAAGAUCACUACUUUCAUACACUUGUAUUACACUUCAUGUAUUUUGAAGUGCAUUUAUUUAAUUAGCAUUUUGUAACUUGAAUAAUUUUGCCAAAUGAAUACCUUUUGGUAGUUCGUCAUGAGUUCUUCCAACUGUUGCAUUUUGCUUAGUACUUAAAAUAAAUAUGUAAAGGUAAAAGAGAAGUAAUUUUCUGUAUUCUGCCAACAUAAUUUUAUAUAAUAAAAUCAUCCAUUUUUACUUAAAAUAGUAUGGAUUUACUAUUUCUAAAAUACUAAUCUAAAGCUGCAGUUUUCCUUUUGUUCAUCAUCUCUAGCCUCCACAUAAACUAUUUUCCCUUAUAGCCAUGCUAUUUGAUAGCUGGUUUUUUAUAUGAGCUGUCUAAAAAUUGUACAAAGCAUUACCAUGCCUUAUUCACUCCAUCUUUAACUCUGUAUCCCAGAUUUCUGGCAGCAACAAAUUUCUACAGGAUCCUUUUAUGUUGCCCAAAUAUUACAUCCAGUCGUAGAGUAUAUAUUUAUAAGAGAAAAUGUUUUGGAUUUCUCAGAUCAUUUAAGUGCAGUAUAAAGUUGCUUUAUGCAUAUUUUUAAAAGCACACAAUAUACCUUAUCUCAAAUCUGAUGAAAGAUAUGUUCUAUUUUUAAUUCGUUGGGCCUUUUUCUUAGUUUUCCACAUUUUCUGGGUUAUUACUAAUGAUUUUGUUUACUCUUUGCCAAGUUCUGUCAUGUAAAUUAUUUUUAAACAGCAGCACCUCUUUUUAAAAACAUAAUAAUUUACUAAAUGUUUUCAUGUCCAUUUUCAUUUGAUCAUCUGAUUUGUGAAAUAACUUGAAAUCUGUACUUUGGUUUGUGAAAAUAAUAGAACCAAAUCGCUGUCAUUAGAAUGUGUAUUUUGAGUUUAUGUUCAGAAGUGACUUUGUGGGUUUGUUCAGAACCAACCAUACUCUCCUUUUAAGCACUUUGUAACCAACUGCAAACCUUUUAAGAAGACUUUCCCCUGAUAGGAUCAAGCCUAUGACUAUAAAACAUUUCCCUCCCUGCGAAGCUAUUAAGUUCAGUAUCUACUCUUAUUUACCAUUGCUCUAACUGAGCUAGGUGGUGGAGCUACAAGCAUAUACCAGUAUGUGUUUGUUAAUGUGCAAUGCUGAUUGGAACUGUUCUUAGGAAAGGUGCUAUGGCUUACAUACGUCAAUAUUUGUGGGACUUUCUUUAGAAUGCUGAAAGUUGCUAGGUAUGUGCCAGGUUGAUGCAGGUAAAUCCUGAGAUGCAUGGUAAAUCCAUGCUGUUCAAAACCAGUCAGCAUUUGCAGAGAAUAAGAGAGCUUUAAUGAGGACCUCAGGAGCAAUGAUACUGACCUAGGUUGAUGACUUCAAUGAUGGAAUUUUGUUUCAGACACAGGCCACUCAGUGUACCAGAAUGGUGGUCUGAAUAACACUAUCUGGUUUUUAAAUUGGACAUUGCUAAUUUCUGUUAUAAUAAACUGUUCAGGAUAUAAUUUUUUUAAAGGUCAUGUCUUUAACCUAAAAAGCUUAAAAGAAGGGAGUGGAAUCACUUGUUCCACAGGAUAUUUAAAGCUAAGGAGUUCCAAUAACCUCACAUAUGUUGAAUGAAAACUGUUAAAUAAUUCAACAACUAAAUAAUAACUUGGUACUUCUGAAUUGCAAAGUGAUUGCUGCAAACUAUUUUCUCAGGUAGCUGAAGAUUUAAAAUAGAUAAUUCUAAAGGUAAAUCAGUAAAAUCUUUUGAUAAUUGGUAUGCCAGAUCACUUGUGUGCCUGAGAAAAUAAAAGAUUAUGCCAGGGGAGGGAGCAAUUCAAGAACAAAGGAGGACAUGCUCCUAAAAAUGGGAAUGCUGGUAAUUGACCUUAGAUGGGGGUGGUUAUGGUUAUAGCAGAGGCCCUGUGGAGAAAUGGUUCUGAUGUCUUACACUGACACUCGAUCUUCUGUGUUUUUUUUUCUAAUAUCCCCAAAUCAUGAAAUGCUACCUGCCAGUCAAACAAUUGUUAGUCAUGUAUCUCAGGCUGCAGUAAUGCUUAUGAUGCCUUUCAUAAUGUUACAGGACUUUGGUAAAUCUAAUUUCCUGUUGACCUCUACCCUGUUUCUAUGACUGUUUCCUUGAGGCCA